AGACAUAACAGAUAUAUGUAUUUACAAAACAUCAAGAUAAUAAUAAAUCUUGAAAUGAAAUUAAUAUUACGAGCUAUAAUUUCUGAAUUUCAAUCUCUUUUGCGAGAGCAUUGUGUGUGUAAUUUGUGAAAUAAAAUUGUUAACGGUAUCCCAUUAAAUGUCUACAAAAAUGCGAGCUGGGGACAGCUAACCUGACCUAUAGCGGGCCCAAUAAUUGCGGCCACGUUUAGGAUGUUUAAUAAAUAACAAUCGUACAUACAUGUAUUGUAACUGAUCGUGAUUGUAUACUGUUUACUAGUUCGACAUUCAGACGUUACAACGCGACAAUUUGACAUUUUAUGUUUCAUUCUGCCGAGUGUAUACAGUCUUGUGGCCUCGUGCAGGCUUUCUCCGGGAUCGUUCAACGCUCUGUUUACACGCGUCUGCCGAACCCUCUGUUAUUGUUAUUACUGAAGAGUUUUUUUCAUUGUUUGCGCGAAUCGACGGUUGUCGGUUUUAAAUAUAAUAUAAUGGCUAAUGUCGUAUAUCGAUCAAACCGUGAGUCCUUCCGAUGACUAAUGAAGGUAAUGUUUACAGAUACGCGUCCGGUGAGGAUGGCAGUCGGGCGGCGACAUUAAUACGAGAAGCAGCUCGAAGUGCCUGAAUUGCGGACGAAAGACAGAGCUUGUCCGUUUGUACUGUUAGCGAAGAAUAAGUUAAGAUCGAACAUGGCGUCCACGUCCAAGAAACAGUCCCACAAGAAGAAUACGAUAAAACUGGAAUUAACCGAGAAACAGAAGUCCGAGAUAAAGGAGGCUUUCGACCUGUUCGAUCCGGACGGCACUGGAAAAAUUGCUGUCAAGGAUCUGAAAGUUGCUCUCCGAGCCCUGGGAUUUGAACCGACAGUAAAGGAGAUACAGAAGCUCGUAGCGGACGUCGUGCCGGAAUGCCCCAGCUCGAUAUCUUACGAAGAAUUCAUGAAAAUAAUGUUGAGCAAGAUGACGGAGAAGGAAGGCGAAAGCGAGGUGUUACGGGCGUUCCGUCUUUUCGACGAUGAUAAAACGGGGAAGAUAUCCUUCCAAAAUAUCAAACGCGUUUCGAUCGAGUUGGAAGAGGAGUUGACCGACGAGGAGAUAUUAGAUAUGAUCAACGAGGUGGACGAGGACGGCGACGGGCAGAUAUCGUUUGAGGAGUUCGCCAAACUCUUUAAGAAAAUGUCGUGUUCGUAUUAAGAGUAAACUUCGUAUUAAGUUAAAUUAAUCACACACGUCUAUGUCAAAUUAAUGUGGAGACAUAGCGGAUUUUUGAAUUAUAAUAAUAUGUAUAUUUAUAUUUAUAUAUUUCUAAACGAAAGACUGGCGUUUCAACAAUCAUCUUUUGUGGUACACUUGUGAACGAUAUUUUUUAUAAACUCUUGUUUAUGUGGAUGUUUAAUAAUAAUGUGCCAUGAUGUGUGCGAAAAUAAAUAGCAUUAUCUACGUUUUAUGCUAACA
Molecule: messenger RNA, 1472 nt
Organism: Wasmannia auropunctata (little fire ant)
Lineage: Eukaryota; Metazoa; Arthropoda; Insecta; Hymenoptera; Formicidae
Product: caltractin
Exons: 2
Coding region: 708-1211 (167 amino acids)
Cellular component (GO): myosin II complex
Molecular function (GO): calcium ion binding
Source: RefSeq, a predicted model, not a curated record